Molecule: messenger RNA, 2161 nt
Organism: Aspergillus heteromorphus CBS 117.55
Lineage: Eukaryota; Fungi; Ascomycota; Eurotiomycetes; Eurotiales; Aspergillaceae
Product: glycoside hydrolase family 55 protein
Exons: 5
Coding region: 1-2130 (709 amino acids)
Molecular function (GO): polygalacturonase activity
Source: RefSeq, a predicted model, not a curated record
AUGGAAUCGGGAUUUAAGGACAACUACAAUGUCUUCCGCAACGUGGUGAAGGACUUUGGCGCGGACAACACUGGAUCCAUGGAUGCGUCUGCUGCCAUCCAGGCAGCCAUCACAGCGGGGCCAUCGAAUGGACCUGACCGUAGCUCCCACUCAAUGGGAACCACCGGACAGCCCGCGAUCGUCUAUCUACCAGAAGGAACUUACCUGCUGAAACACUCCCUGCAGUUCUAUGUCGGUACCGUGUUGGUUGGUGAUCCGACAAACCCCCCGACUCUGAAGGCGGAGUACGAUUUCGCAGACGAUCAUAUGAUCUAUGCCAAAGAUCCCAACUACGGCGGCACAAUCAACUUCUAUAUAGGGAUGAAGAAUAUCGUGCUCGAGUCGAACAAUGUGGAUCCGAACAAGGCCAUCACUCUCCUAGACUGGACCGUCAGCCAGGCCACCCAGCUCACAAAUGUCGGGUUUAACAUGCCUCGGGGCUCAUCUCAUGUCGGGUUGACCACGCAGUACGACUAUAACAGUAAUUUGAUUUUGAAUGACCUCUGGUUCAGUGGCGGAUCGGUUGGAAUGAAAUUGAGUGGCCAGCAGUGGGUUUUUAAGAACCUGAAAUUCAUGGGCACAACGACCGGUGUGAUUGCCGGGGGAACUGAUAUCGUGUUCUUGGGGUGUCAGUUCGAGCAGGGUAACUUGGGAAUCGACGCCCAGGGCACAUCUGGGUCUUUGACGGUGAUUGAUACCACCGGUGUCGGGAUGAACACUCUCAUCUCGACCCACAGCUCGAACACGGCGGGGAAUUCGAUCGUCCUGGAUAAUAUCCUGAAUUCUGGACCCACAGUCAGCGUCGGCGGAAAUGCUAUCCUCAGUGGAAACAUGCCAGACACCUGGGUGCACGGGCAUGUGUACACCCCCGGAGACAAUCAAUUUCAGCCUGAGCAAGGGCGGAUCGUGACGACGGCGCGGACCCCUCCCUUGUUGUCCGGAAAGAAUUACUUUACCAUGGCGCCGCCGACAUACAAGGAAUACGACGUCGGUCAGAUUCUCAACAUCAAAAAUGUCCCUGGGAAGCCGGUUUUGGGUGAUGGCCAGACGGACGACACCAGAAACAUAAACGACAUCCUGUCCAGCAACCGCGACUGUACGGUCUUCUAUUUCCCUGCGGGUACAUACCUAGUCACGGACACCAUUUUCGUGCCGGCCAACACGCGCAUUAUUGGCGAUGCGUACGCCUCGACUAUCAGUGCCGUCGGUAGCAACUUCGCCGAUGAGUCCUCGCCGCGCUCCAUGUUUCGGGUUGGAUACCCCGGCGAUGUCGGGGUUGCGCAAGUCAGUGAUCUGGUCUUUACCGUUGCGGAUGUACUUCCGGGCUGUAAGCUGGUCGAGAUUAAUAUCGCUGCGAAGUCUCCCGGCGAUGUCGGUUUCUGGAACACGCAUUUCCGGAUUGGCGGUGCGGUGGGCAGCAAGGUCGAGAGCAAGUGUACCAACAACGCGAAUGACUGCAAGGCCGCGUGGGGACUUCUGCACCUGACGACGACAUCGUCUGCCUACAUUGAAAACAUGUGGGGAUGGACGGCCGACCACGACCUGGACGGAAACAACCCGCAAACCAUCUCCACGGGGCGCGGGAUUCUCAUCGAAGGCACCGCCGCGACCUGGCUGAUCGGCACCGGAUUCGAACACAACACCCUUUACCAGUACAACUUCGAGUACGCCCGCAACGUCUUCACCGCGAUGCAGCAAAGCGAGUCUCCAUACUGGCAGGGCCAGGGGAGCAGUGCUCUCAACCCCGCCCCGUGGGACGACUACCUGACCAGCAGCGACCCGGACUAUAGCUACUGCGAAGCUGAUGACAGCAAGUGUCGCAUGGCGCUGUUCGAGCGGAUCCACGGCUCAUCCGACCUGUUCCUUUACGGGGGCUGCAACUGGGUGUUCUUCAACAACGGCGGCAACUGUGAUGGUGAUUGCCAGACGAACGCCAUCCAGGUGCGAAACUCAACCUCUGUGUAUAUGUAUGGCACCAACACCAAGAGUACAACAAAUAUGGCGAUUGAAGGCACCAAGCCCAUCGCGCGGCAGAGCGACAAUGCCGGCGGAUGGGGAGGUGUGCUGGCGGCGUAUCUAUAUGAUUCAUAGUGGGAUGCAGAAUAACCAAGCAAGGAAUCCC